Molecule: messenger RNA, 237 nt
Organism: Pestalotiopsis fici W106-1
Lineage: Eukaryota; Fungi; Ascomycota; Sordariomycetes; Amphisphaeriales; Sporocadaceae
Exons: 1
Coding region: 1-237 (78 amino acids)
Source: RefSeq, a predicted model, not a curated record
AUGGCCGCCACGGUGCCUCUGGGUGAUGGGACACUCAUCGAAAUAAACACCAAUCACCAAGAUUCCCGAGCCAAGAGAGCCUCGCCUCCUGCCCCCAUCGAUGCUCAUGGCGUACCCCAGCUCCACACCGAGGGAGAAAAGGACCAAAAGCACAGAGAUGCUCGCCGCAAGAGAGCCGAGCCGCCAGCGCCCAUUGACGCCCACGGAGUGCCCCAGCUGCACAAGGGACAGGAGUAA